Messenger RNA from Patella vulgata (common limpet), 5474 nucleotides. RefSeq names its product cubilin. NCBI's taxonomy places the organism in Eukaryota, Metazoa, Mollusca, Gastropoda, Patellidae. The transcript has 32 exons. The record is from RefSeq and is a predicted model, not a curated record. The coding region runs from base 318 to 5474 and encodes 1718 amino acids.
GGGAACAACGAGGUAAAUUCUGUGGUACGUCUACUCCCUCUCCAGUCCAAUCACGUACGAACAAACUAUGGAUAAAAUAUCGAACAGAUAGAAGUAUCGGAGGUCGUGGUUUCCAGGCAACCUAUUUUACCAGUUGUAAUACCAGAUUAACCAGUCACGACGGUGUAAUAGAAAGUCCCAAUUUCCCUAACAGCUAUCCUCAUAUACGUAACUGUACCUGGGUAAUACAGACUACAUUUGGCAACAAGAUCAACGCCUCCUUCUCACAUUUUGACCUGGAAGGCUCAGCCACCUGUUCCUAUGACUACCUACAGCUAAUGGAUGGUAACAGACCAACAUCAAAUUUGAUUGGUCGAUAUUGUGGUAAUACCAUCCCACCUUCUAUAUCAACCAAUGGUUCAACUCUAUCUCUCAACCUGGUUACAGAUCAAUCCGUAGCUGGAAAUGGUUUUAGACUCGAAUGGGUGACAGACGGUUGUGGUGGAGACUUAGUCACGGAUACCGGAACCUUUACCAGUCCUAACUAUCCCAACGCUUACCCAAAUCGUAGAGAAUGUAUCUGGAAGAUCACCGUGGGAACAGGAAAAUCUAUUCAACUAACGAUAAAUCCGUUUGAUUUAGAAUCUCAUUCUAACUGUAAUUAUGAUGUAUUAGAUAUCUAUGGUGGACCGGAUGAUUCAGCUCCUAGAAUCGCUCAUCUGUGCCAUACCCAGACUACACCUCAAGUUGUCCAGACGACCGGAAACACCAUGUUUGUACGAUUUAAAUCAGAUAGCAGUAUCUCAGGAACGGGAUUUAGCGCCACCUAUCAAUCCCAAACAGGAGGAUGUGGAGGUAACUUUAGUACACCAAGUGGUACGAUCGUAUCCAAGAACUACCCCAGUAAUUAUCCCCAUAAUACAGACUGUCAGUGGUUGAUCACAGUCGAGGAGAAUCGACCAGUUGUCAUCACAUUUAAUGAUUUUGACGUGGAGGGAAGUUCAACUUGUAACUACGACUAUGUAGCCAUUUAUGAUGGAGGGGAUACGUCGUUUCCUGAGUUAGUGAAACAUUGUGGCACGUCUCUUCCUAUUCCAAGUGUUUACAGGUCGUCCAAUAAUCAGGUUUAUAUCAGAAUGAGGUCAGAUGGCAGCGUUGCAGCACGAGGUUUCAAAGCUAGCUAUGUAACAGGUUGUGGUGGUAGAAGGAAUGCUGAAACUGAUGGUGCUAUCAUGUCCACUAAUUAUCCCCAGGCGUACGACAGAAACAGCAACUGUACAUGGUUAAUCCAGGCUGAUCAUAACAGUGACCGAAUAACCUUGACCUUUACGCAUAUGGAUGUGGAACAACGCGGAAGUGGAUGUAACCAUGAUUAUUUACGCGUACUGGAUGGUAAUGAUGUCAAUUCACCAGAAAUAGGAACAUACUGCGGUACUACUGUUCCUGCGCCAAUCACAUCCCAAGGCUCAGCCAUGUUUGUUGUAUUUAUUUCUGACGGAUCUUCCCAGAGUUCUGGCUUCAGGGCCACCUACACCAAGUCUGCUUCUAGUUGUGGUGGAGCGUUUACAGCUCAAAGUGGUUCAUUUACCAGUCCGUCAUAUCCCAAUAGUUAUCCUGCAGCUACAGAAUGUGUCUGGACAAUCCAGUCUUCACCUGGUAAUAGUAUCUUGAUAUCAUUCAGUGUUUUUAACAUAGAAUGGAGUCCAUCAUGUCUUUCCGAUUACGUAGAGAUUCGACAAGUAAAUGCAGCAGGUAGUUUGAUUGGCCGAUAUUGUGGUUCAUCAAUACCUUCUAAUGUAACGGCAGCUAAUGGAGUAUGGAUGAAAUUCCGAUCGAACAAUUUAACAACAGGCACCGGAUUUGUUGGGGAGUAUAAUUCCGUUUUUGGUGGUGAUUUGUCGGGUAGUUCUGGGCAGAUUUCCUCCCCUCUGUACCCAGGCCGUUACCCACACAGCUCUGACAGUACAUGGAAAGUUACUGCCCCUGUUGGUAUGAGAAUACGUAUAUCAUUUACAGCAUUUAAUGUCGAGGGACCAAGAGGUUCGGUGUGUGUUUGGGAUUAUGUCAAGAUUUUAGAUGGUGGAGCGUCUGACAGUCCUGAGUUGAUUCGUUAUUGUGGAUCGAAUAUCCCCGAUCCUAUUAUUACUACAUCCAAUCAGAUGCAAGUUGUUUUUCAUACUGAUAGGUCCUCCAAUGGAAAUGGUUUCUUGUUGAAUUGGCAAGCUACGUCAGAUGUACCUAUCAGCUCCACGACCCCGGCACCAGGAACCACUCAAGUUCCAGGAUGUGGUGGAACUCUUUACGCCACAAAUAAUGCCCAGACUCUUCAAUCACCUGGUUAUCCAGGCGGUUAUCCACAUAGUUUAAAUUGUGUUUGGGUUAUCCAGUCACCAUUAGGUACUCGUGUAGCGGUGAAUAUAACAGAUAUAGAUCUAGAAGUACACGGUAUCUGUAGAUAUGAUGCUGUCUCUUUCUUUGAUGGUGUAGACACUGGACGCCGUAACCUAGGUAAUUAUUGUGGUCGUACUAGAAACACUGCUCUGAUAACAGCCACCACCAACAGAAUGGCCAUUAGAUUUAAAACAGAUGUAUCAGUCAAUAAAACAGGAUUCUCUCUUAAUUAUAUGACAGCUUGUGGUGGAUCUAUAGAGGGUCAAUUAACAGGUGUAAUAAAAUCACCUGGUUACCCUGGUAACUAUCCAGCCAAUCAGAACUGUAGCUGGACUAUUAAAAUGGUGAACGGUCGAACAGUCAGUGUCAGGUUUAACGGAACAUUCAACCUUCCUGGAAAUGAUUAUGUCCAAUUGUUGAAUGGUGGUAACUCGGCAUCACCUCCCCUUGGUAACGGAACAGACAGAAGCGGAAAUGGUCGUUACUAUGGUAACAGUUUACCGAGUGUACUAGAGACAAGCAGCAAUUUGUUAUAUGUUAAUUUUAUAUCCGACGCAUCUACCAGCGGAAGCGGGUUCUCGAUGAUCUACAGCGAAGUUCAAGUGACAUGUGGAGGAAGGUUAACUUUAACGAACUCGGUGUCUAGCGGCUACUUCAUGUCGCCUAACUAUCCACAAAACUACCCACAUAAUGUGGACUGUAUCUGGAUAAUAAUGGCACCAGGUGGAGAAAGUGUGCAGGUGGAUUUCGAGGGAGCAUUUAGUAUUGAAAAUCAUGUCAGGUGUUCAUACGAUUAUAUUGAAUUCCGUGACGGAGGCACAGAAAACUCUGCUCUCAUCAACAACCAGAAAUAUUGUGGUAGUACAGCACCAGGAACGAUUCGGUCUACAGGAAAUGUUUUAUACGCUAGGUUCCGUACCGAUAACAGUCUACCACGCGUGGGCUUUAAGGCCAAAUAUAAGAUUGCAACGUGUGGUGGUACUAUAAACGGUGACAGUGGUACAAUAACUAGUCCCAACUAUCCCAGUAACUAUGGUGAUAACAGCGAUUGUGAAUGGUAUAUCAACGCUCCAACAGGUCACUAUAUCACCUUCACCUUCACGGCUUUUACCUUGGAAACAUCAAAUAACUGUACUAAUGACUUUUUACAGAUCAGAGAAGCCAACGCCACAGGUAAUUUGUUGAUGAAUAGAUGUGGAGCAACUAUACCGACACCUGUAGAUACAUCCGAUAGUUUCGCUUACCUCAGAUUUAAAUCUAACUCAGCCACAUCUGCUACAGGAUUUAGCCUCAGUUUCCAGGCCAGUGUUGAAACAUGUGGUGGAGAUCUUACAACCCCAACAGGAACUUUUACCUCACCAAAUUUCCCAGGUCUCUAUGCACAUAAUCGAGUGUGUACAUGGAAAAUUCGAGUUCAGUCUGGACGGCGUAUUUCUCUCCGCUUUAACGAUUUUAGAUUAGAGAGUUCGUCAUCAUGUCGUUACGAUUUUGUCCAGGUGUUCAAUGGAAUUUUUCCUGACAGUCCACAAAUAGCCAGAUAUUGUGGCGUGACUCCACCAGAGAUUACCGAAUCGUCGGGAAAUACGAUGACCGUUCGUUUCAAGACAGAUAGCUCUCAGUCUAAUGGUGGAUUCUCGGCUACUUAUACAUCUGAUAACGAAGCAUCCUGCGGAGGUCGUCUGACAGAACCUGGUAAUAUUACCUCCCCUGGAUACCUGGAGAAUGGUAACUAUAGCAACAGUCUGGACUGUCAGUGGCUAAUGAUUAACCCAUCAAUAGUCAAUUCCUCUAUAAAAAUAACGGUGAAAGAUUUAUCGCUGGAACCAACUCGAGGUGGUGCCUGUGGUUUUGAUUUUCUGAGAAUAAAAGAAGGAAAUGAUGCAACUGGUCAGAUAUUGGAGAGUUUCUGUGGUAACAAUACGAUUUCACGCCCCGUUGUUACACCUAGUUCAUCACUAUGGAUACGAUUUAAAACGGAUACUUCUAUAAUAGAUCGAGGCUUUAACGUGGAGUUUAACUUCACCAGUUGUGGUGGUGUUUUAACGGCAAGUAAUGGAAUAAUAACCAGCCCCAAUUAUCCCAAUGAUUAUGAUCAUAUGGACGCCUGCGCCUGGAAGAUCAUGGCUCCCGCGGGAACUAGAAUCAGAGUUCGUUUUUCCAACUUUUCAAUUGAAACUCAUCCCGCCUGUCGCUACGACAACUUGGAAUUAUUCAACGGAGGCAAUACUGACUCGCCGUCAAUUGGUAAAUUCUGUGGUACGACCGCACCAGAUGAGUUCCGUUCACAGAGUAACCAAAUACGCAUUGUGUUCAUUUCAGACAUUAGUCUCUCGGCACCAGGUUUCAGACUCAUUUAUUCAUUUGAAACGGAAGGUUGUGGAGGUUUAUAUCAUGGUAACAGUGGUUCUAUACAAUCACCCAAUUAUCCAUCACCUUAUCCACAUAAUACCGAAUGUCUGUGGGAUAUUAAUGUUGAUAAUGGUCGGAUCAUCUUAUUAAACUUUAUUCCACCGUUUGACAUGGAAAGCGGGUCCUGUAAUUUUGAUUAUGUUGAGACGCGAGACAGUUUAUCCAACAGAACUCUGGUACCAAUCGGCCGAUAUUGUGGUAAUACAAACCCACCUCUUACCACAUCAUCAACAAAUCGCCUCGUGGUUAAAUUUAGGUCAGAUUCAUCCUUUAAUGGUAAUGGUUUCGCUGCCAACUGGACUGUGGGUUGUGGUGGAACAUUUACUGCCGAUACAGGCACCAUUUUAUCCCCUAGUUAUCCGAACCGUUAUGAUAACAACUUGAACUGUACCUACAACAUCGCAGUUGACCCGGACAAGUUCAUUCUCGUAACCUUUGACUCCACUAACUUCGAUAUUGAAAGUGGUUCAUCAUGUCAGUAUGAUGCGAUAUCAGCUUACGAAGGUAAUGAUACAUCAGGUAGAUCUCUGGGUAAAUUCUGUGGUACGACACCACCUCAACCAGUCAGUGCUCUGGGUAAUAUGGUACUCACCUUUAAAACAGAUGGUUCUAUCCCAGGAAAAGGAUUUAGAAUCAUCUACAGAGCAUCAGUAUGUGGUGGGGUAUCUACAGAAGCUCACGUUUAUUCAAGUUAA